Messenger RNA from Macaca mulatta (Rhesus monkey), 1850 nucleotides. NCBI's taxonomy places the organism in Eukaryota, Metazoa, Chordata, Mammalia, Primates, Cercopithecidae. The record is from RefSeq and is a predicted model, not a curated record.
AUACAAAGACUGAUGAACCUUGGGGCCUCUAAUAUUUAGAGGUCAUAAAGAAGAAGAGGAACCAGUAAAGGAAAAUGAUGAGUGGCCAGGAGGAGAAAAAUUAGGAGUGUGAUAUCUUAGAAGCUGGAUGAAAUGUGUUUCAGAGAGAAAGGAGUGUCAAAUGUCAAAGACUGACAAUUCAAUGACCCUAACAGGCAAUGUCAGUGGAGUCAUGGGGUUGAAAUCUUAUUUGGAAUUCAUGUAAGAAAGAAUGAGAAAGACUGGAGAUGGGGAGUAUAGCAGCUCUUUAAAGAGCUGUACUGUAAAGGGGAGCGGGGAAGUGAAUGUGCAGUCGCUGCAGGGAGAAAGUAAAUGAAGUCAAGAGAGUUUUCUUUCUGUAAUGAGAAAAAAAGUAUAGCGUGUUUGUUGAUAAUGCAAAGGGUCCAGUUGAGAUGGAAAAAUUACCAAGAUAAGAGAAUUGUAGAGCAACAUUCUUGAGGUGAGAGGAACUGAUUGACAUCUACUGCACAAACAGAGAGAAUAUCCAUAGUAACAGGAGGAAAGUCAGAGUCUAUGGGGACCGUAGAUGCAGAUAGGUGGGUGAAUGCACUGGUAAGAGUUACGCAAGGUGUCUUUUCAUUGCUCUAUUUUCUCAGCAAAAUAAGAUAAAUCUAUGAUGUAGAGAACUCUCUUGGGGUAGCAAACAAGCAAAAGAGGUAACAAUACUAUGAAAGAUUGAUGGAAAGAAGCAAAAUACAUGUUGGAAUAAUCAGACUAGAAUGGGCAAGUUCCAAAUAUACCCUGCCUGAGCAAAGGUUCAAAGACAAUAGUGAGAUUCAUGUGCAUUAGGGGAAACAAGUUUAAGUUGAGGUUUUGUACACCAGAGAAAUGAAAGUAAAAUUGGUUUAGUCCAAAUAGUAGAAGGCCUUCAAUGACAAGCUGAAGAAUUUAGGCAUCUAUUACUUUCCCUGAUUUGUAUAUUCCAUUCCACAGUGUUGCUAAGUGAUGUAUUCCAGAGUUCUUGAUUGUGAACUCCUGUGACUGCCAGUGAUGCACCUGAAGGACCAUUGGCCUUUUUCCACAAUGGCUAACAGCCGAUUUUCUUGUAGGCAAAUUUGGGUUAAGAUGUAUGGGUAUUUUGCGGGGCUGUGUCGGCACUUCCAGAAAUACUGCUGUGCCACUGUUAAGGGCUUUUUUGUUAAGAAGAAGGAAAAAAAAAUCCCUUCAACUGAGACUUAUUUUCAUAAGGAAAAAAUUGUUGUACUUGGUCAAGUGUUGAUGAAUGAAUCCCUACCCAUUGAGAGGAGAGCUCAAGCUGCCCAGAAAAUUGGACUGCUGGCCUUCACAGGAGGACCACCUGCUGGGAAAUUUGCAGCUGAGUACAUGAAAGAAGUGGCUCACUUGUUGCAAGAUGAGGAGGUGGCACCAAAAAUAAAGAUCCUGCUGCUCCAGAGUGUGGCAUGUUGGUGUUACUUAAACCCUGUCAGCCAGAAAAGAGCCCAAAGUCUGCAAUUUAUUCCUAUUCUCGUUAGUUUCUUUGAAGGCAGAUUCGAGUCUACUAUCAAAAGUGAAAUAAACAGCUACCUCCUCCUUAAAUUUUGGACCUGUUACGUUCUCUCUGUCAUGACAUGCAAUAACUUGUCUUACGUCAAGGAGCUUAAAGAGCACAGUGCUCUAAAAUACUAUUUGCAAAUGUUGGCUGCUGAGAAUUGGUCUGGAUGGACAGAGAAUUUUGCAGAAGUGCUGUAUUUCCUAAUUGGUUUUCACAGGAGUUAGUUUCUCUAAGUCCAGUUACAUGUUGCAGCUCUCUGUGCCAUUGUAUUACCCUGGACAACUGAAAUAAACAAUAAAAAUCGAUGUUUUCCUUUGUA